AUGCUCAACACACUGGCCAAAACCACGAAGGCUCCUCGGAGCAUUUUCAACUCUGAGAAGGCGUUCCCUAUGACGCCGGAAGAGAUCACCUCAGAAUGGCUUUCUGAAGCAUUGGGCGUGCCUGUCAAGAGCUUCAAGAUCACGAAUGCCAUCCAUGGCACGGCUUCCAAGAUCUUUCUCGAUCUAGAGUUCCAGGAUGAGGACUCAACCCGGGAAAUUCCCAGCAAGGUCUGCGUCAAGGGCGGAUUCAACCCUGUCAUUCUCCAAACUGUCCCUGAGAUGUGGGCUACUUAUCGUCGCGAGGCGGAGUUCUACCACUACAUUGCACCACAGACCAACAUGUUACUCCCCAAGACUUGGUUCACAGGCACGGACAAAGUCAACGGCCAGGGCAUCGUCAUCAUGUCGAACACGGCAGAGGAAUGCAAGUUCGGCAUGCCUUUGGAACCCUGGACUGCGGAGCUUGUUGAGGGGGCUCUGAAGCAGCUGGCGAGUCUUCAUGGAAAGACUUGGAAUAGGAGCGAGGAGGAAUACCCUUGGCUGUUUGGCAAAGACGGAGUCAAAUUAGAGAACCCAGUUCGUAAAAUUGUGCUCGCCCUUCUGAAUCCUGCACCAUGGGGCGCCCGGUUCGAUGAGAAGUGUCGUCCUCCCGUGGCCGAGUCACUGCUUGAUCGAGAGCGCAUCCAGCGUGGCUUCGAGGCCUUGUGGAAGCACGCUGAUGCCGAUCUCAAGUUCUUUUCCCUCAUCCAUGGCGAUGACCACAUCGGGAACACCUUUAUCACAAACGAUGGGACGCCUGGAUUCAUUGAUUGGCAAGGUCUGCAGUAUGGUCCUGCUAUCCUAGACCUUGUCUACUUCCUUGUCGGGGCAAUGUCUGUCGAAGACCGCCGUGCGCAUGAGGGUCAUCUCAUUGAUAGCUACCUAGAGGCAUUACAUGCAGAGGGAGGGCCUAAAAUGACGCGAGAGGAUAUAUGGGAUGAGUAUCGUCGGUAUGCCAUGCAGGGUUUCCUCUGGGCCAUGACGCCUCAAACAAUGCAGUCCGACGAUGUUGUUUUUGCCAUGAGCGAGCGGUACUCCGCGGCGCUAGUUGAUCAUCAGACGCUCGAGCUUCUGGGAGUUUAA
Messenger RNA from Clonostachys byssicola, 1122 nucleotides. Lineage: Eukaryota; Fungi; Ascomycota; Sordariomycetes; Hypocreales; Bionectriaceae. The record is from the annotation of a GenBank genome assembly.